Nestor notabilis (Kea) is the source of this 2222-nucleotide messenger RNA. RefSeq names its product sodium/potassium/calcium exchanger 1. The transcript is spliced from 9 exons. Gene Ontology annotation, biological process: intracellular calcium ion homeostasis; long-term synaptic depression; calcium ion transmembrane transport. NCBI's taxonomy places the organism in Eukaryota, Metazoa, Chordata, Aves, Psittaciformes, Psittacidae. Bases 64 to 2034 code for a protein of 656 amino acids. The record is from RefSeq and is a predicted model, not a curated record. Gene Ontology annotation, molecular function: calcium channel activity; calcium, potassium:sodium antiporter activity. Gene Ontology annotation, cellular component: membrane.
GCUGAUUGAUAGAAGUCUUACAGUGGCUUCAGGACACAGCUCUGAUUUUUGAACCUUUAGGAAAUGCAUUUACCAAGGAGGAGGCGGCUACAACGGAACCGAAUCUUUUUCUUGCUUGCCAUAGUGUUGGUCCUCUCUCUCUACCAGCUCCAGUUCAGCCCCUCUGCUAUUCCAGCACCAUACUUAGCACCCCAACCCACAGACCCUGUCAAAGUGACCUCUAGAGACAUCUCCAGCAAUAAGACUGCCGUAACGGGCAAUGUCACAGCAGCACCCAAAAUAAGGCACUGUAUAUAUGUGGAUUCUGAGCCAACUGUGCCCAUCACUACAUCAGUGGGUACAACACCACAGCAAGACAAUGGCAGCGAAAACUACCCAGAUGAAAAGCCACCAUACGAGUCCAAAGGAGAAUAUCCCCAGGACCUGUUCAGUGUGGAAGAACGCAGACAAGGGUGGGUUGUACUUCACAUCUUUGGCAUGAUGUAUGUAUUUGUGGCCUUGGCCAUAGUGUGUGAUGAGUAUUUUGUCCCUGCUUUGGGAGUGAUCACAGAGAAGUUGCAGAUCUCUGAAGAUGUGGCUGGAGCCACCUUCAUGGCAGCAGGUGGAUCAGCACCAGAACUCUUCACCUCCCUCAUUGGUGUCUUCAUCUCACACAGCAAUGUCGGCAUUGGUACCAUUGUGGGCUCAGCAGUGUUUAAUAUCCUCUUUGUCAUUGGCACCUGUGCCCUCUUCUCAAGGGAGAUACUCCACCUGACAUGGUGGCCCUUAUUUAGAGACAUCUCAUUCUACAUUGUAGACUUAAUGAUGCUCAUCCUGUUUUUCUUAGACAGUGUCAUUGAUUGGUGGGAAAGCCUCCUUUUAUUGACUGCCUAUGCCACAUAUGUAUUCACUAUGAAAUACAACGUGCACCUAGAACAAUGGGUGAAGCAGGAGCUGAGCAAGAAGCUAAAUGCUGUGCAGGCAGCAACAGCAGAGCAUAUACGGAAGAAAAGCACUGGGGCAGUUGCAGAUGAUGGAGCAGAGAAGCCAGCAGAUGGGAGAAGGCUGCAGCCUGGAUCAGCCUUACAGCGAGGCAGCAGCUCAGCCUCCCUGCACAACACUCAAAUGCGCAGCACCAUCUUCCAACUCAUGAUCCACACCCUGGACCCCCUGACAGACGCAAAAUUUAAAGACAGGGUUGACAUCCUGAGCAAUAUAGCCAAGGCCAAAGUAGGAGAAGGAUCAAAACCAGAAGCAGAAGAGGAAAAGGCAGCACCAAGCAAUGUUCAGGUAACUCCCGCCAGUGACUCUGAAGCCGGCAAAGAGAAACAGAAAGCAGAUGCACCGCAAGAUGCCCAGCCCUCCUCAGAAAGCGACACCUCAGAAGAAAGCAGCUCUGACAGCGAUGAAGACAGCUCAGAUGAUGAUGAAAACGAGGAGCCAUUAUCUCUGGAAUGGCCAGAAACUAGGAAAAAACAAGCCAUUUACCUUUUCCUCUUUCCCAUUGUCUUUCCUCUCUGGAGCACUCUGCCCGACGUUAGAAACCCAGACUCCAAAAAAUUCUUUGUCAUCACGUUUUUUGGAUCCAUCCUCUGGAUUGCUGUAUUCUCUUACCUCAUGGUGUGGUGGGCUCACCAGGUUGGAGAAACAAUUGGGAUAUCAGAGGAAAUUAUGGGGUUAACCAUACUGGCAGCAGGAACAUCCAUCCCCGACCUUAUCACCAGUGUCAUCGUUGCUCGGAAAGGUUUAGGUGACAUGGCUGUCUCCAGUUCUGUAGGCAGCAAUAUCUUUGAUAUCACUGUUGGUUUGCCAGUUCCUUGGUUCCUUUACUCUAUCUUCAAUGGACUCAAUCCAGUUGCAGUCAGUAGCAAUGGUUUGUUUUGUGCAAUUGUUCUCCUUUUUCUCAUGCUCCUCUUUGUGAUCAUCUCAAUCGCUGCAUGUAAAUGGAAAAUGAACAAACUGCUGGGGCUCACCAUGUUUGCUCUUUACUUUGUGUUUUUGAUCAUCAGUGUGAUGUUAGAAGACAAGAUAAUAUCCUGCCCAGUAUCUGUGUGACAUUUGGAUGCUGCAGAAUGUCUGUAAGCACACCUCAAAAUCAGAAGGGGUUUAAGGUAGCAACUGUUCUACUGAAAAAAAGCAACAAGAAUUAUAACAAACUUACUGAAAAUAAAGUAUCUUUAAUAUAAUAAAAAAGUCCCAAAACCCUCAAGUGAUAUAUCAGCCUCUACUAUUUUUCCUUAGGA